AUGAAGCUUUCUUGUGGUACAAGUUUUUCGUUCUUAAUUCUGUUUCUUCUUGCGGGACAAUAUGUGCAUGUCUAUGCGGGUAGCUUCCACAAAGACGUUCAGAUACAUUGGGGUGAUGGCCGCGGAAAGAUUCACGACAAAGAUGGAAAACUUCUUUCUCUCUCGCUCGACAAAUCCUCUGGAUCCGGUUUUCAGUCUAACCAGGAGUUUCUCUAUGGCAAAGCCGAGGUUCAAAUGAAACUUGUUCCUGGUAAUUCAGCUGGAACAGUAACAACAUUCUAUCUAAAAUCGCCGGGAACUACGUGGGAUGAGAUCGAUUUCGAGUUCUUGGGAAACAUAAGUGGUCAUCCGUAUACUCUCCAUACUAAUGUUUACACAAAAGGCACAGGAGACAAAGAACAACAAUUUCAUCUAUGUUUUACGGUUGAUGGAAUUCCUAUUAGAGAGUUCAAAAACUCUGAGGCAAUUGGAGUUCCGUUCCCAACGAGACAACCAAUGAGGCUCUACGCGAGUCUCUGGGAAGCCGAGCAUUGGGCAACAAGAGGAGGAUUAGAGAAAACAGAUUGGUCAAAAGCUCCUUUUACUGCUUUCUACAGAAACUACAAUGUCGAUGGAUGUGUAUGGGCUAACGGAAAAUCAUCAUGUUCCGAGAAUUCCCCAUGGUUCACUCAAAAACUCGAUUCAAACGGCCAGACAAGAAUGAAAGGUGUACAAAGUAAAUACAUGAUCUACAACUAUUGCACCGAUAAAAGAAGGUUUCCUCGCGAUGUUCCUGCAGUGUGCACUUAA
Molecule: messenger RNA, 789 nt
Organism: Arabidopsis lyrata subsp. lyrata
Lineage: Eukaryota; Viridiplantae; Streptophyta; Magnoliopsida; Brassicales; Brassicaceae
Product: probable xyloglucan endotransglucosylase/hydrolase protein 17
Exons: 3
Coding region: 1-789 (262 amino acids)
Biological process (GO): cell wall biogenesis; xyloglucan metabolic process
Cellular component (GO): cell wall; apoplast
Molecular function (GO): hydrolase activity, hydrolyzing O-glycosyl compounds; xyloglucan:xyloglucosyl transferase activity
Source: RefSeq, a predicted model, not a curated record